AUGCCUCCCUCCAACCUCGAAUCGCAACCGACGACCUACCGCCGCUCCGACGACCCCGAAUACGCCGACGACCCAGACUUCCAAAACUACACCACCCAACUCAGCGACAAACUCUUCAGCCUCACCUCGAGCAUCUCCAAACUCUCCAACCAAAUCGCCCUACUAGGCACCCGCCGCGAAACCGACCGGGUCCGGGAACGCGUCACCGAACUCCUCGAGAGCACGAGCGAGGGCUUCAAGGACAUCGGCGAGGGUUUGCGGAAAGUGAAUAGUUGGCACGAUGUCGGGCCGAGCCAGAAGUACACCCAGGGAAAACUGAACCAGGAGUUCAAGGCGUCCUUGACCGAGUUUCAGGGUUUGCAGCGGCAGGCGUUGGAGAAGCAGCGGGCCACUGCUUCGGCUGCCAAGGCGGCGUUGGAUUCUGAUCCGAGUAAUACUGAAGGCACGGCUACUACGGAUCAAGGACAGCAGAGUCAGGCGCAAUUGCAGCAACCACGCUUAGCCGACCAAUCCGAGGUCGAUUUCCAGGAAUCGUUGAUUAUAGAACGCGAAUCCGAGAUCCGCAACAUCGAGCAGAGCGUCGGGGAACUGAAUGAGUUGUUCCGUGAUGUGGCGCACAUGGUUCAUGAACAGGGGGGGCAAUUGGAUCUGAUCGAUGCGAAUGUGGUGCAAACACGGGAUGAUACGCAGAAUGCGGAUGGGCAGUUACGGACCGCGUCGAGACAUCAGAGGAGCGCGAGGGGGAAGGCGUGUUGUUUGUUGGUGAUUUUGGUCGUGGUGUUGACGAUUAUCAUUCUGGCCGCGGUGUUGGGGUGA
Messenger RNA from Recurvomyces mirabilis, 816 nucleotides. RefSeq names its product SNAP receptor (gene PEP12). Gene Ontology annotation, molecular function: SNARE binding; SNAP receptor activity. Gene Ontology annotation, cellular component: membrane; endomembrane system; SNARE complex. The coding region runs from base 1 to 816 and encodes 271 amino acids. The transcript has 2 exons. Gene Ontology annotation, biological process: intracellular protein transport; vesicle fusion; Golgi to vacuole transport. The record is from RefSeq and is a predicted model, not a curated record. Lineage: Eukaryota; Fungi; Ascomycota; Dothideomycetes; Mycosphaerellales; Teratosphaeriaceae.